AUGGCCGCCGCCGCCGCCGCCUCCAACUCGGUGGCUCCGUCCGGCCCCGUCCCGUUCAACGACGUCGACGAUGGCACGGUCCCGGAGCACACUCCCAAGGAGGAGUUCCGCGACCUCGUGGCCUCCCUGCCGCGCAGGGAGCAGUCCAUCCUGGAGCUGCGCCUGUACCAGGGCUUCUGGCUGCCGGAGCACUGGGUGCCGGGGACCAUCGUGUUUCAGCGCCGCUUCGCGCCGCGCCCCGACGACGUGAUCCUGGCCAGCUACCCCAAGUGUGGCACCACGUGGCUGAAGGCGCUGGCCUUCGCCACGGCGGCGCGUACGGCGUACCCGCCGGCCAGCGCGGGGCACCCGCUCCGCCGGCUCAACCCGCACGACUGCGUCCCGUUCAUCGACGACAUCUUCGCCACCGGGGAGGACGCGAAGCUCGACGCGCUCCCGUCGCCGCGGCUGAUGAACACGCACCUGCCCUACGCCCUGCUCCCGGCGCCCGUCGUCACCGGGUGCAGGGUCGCGUACGUGUGCAGGGACCCCAAGGACAUGGUGGUCUCGCUCUGGCACUUCCUCCGGCGCGCGAAGCCGGACCUCUCGUUCGCCGACACGUUCGAAUCCGUCUGCGACGGCACCGUGGCGGCCGGCCCGGUGUGGGACCACGUCCUCUCCUACUGGCGCGCGAGCGUGGCGUGCCCGGACAGGGCGCUCUUCCUCUGGUACGAGGACCUGCUGCACGACCCCGCCGGCAACGUGCGGCGGCUGGCCGAGUUCAUGGGGUGCCCGUUCUCGGCCGCCGAGGACGUCGCGGCCGUCGUGGACCUGUGCAGCUUCGAUGAGAUGAAGGCGCUGGAGGUGAACAGGCCUGGUAGCGGCACCGCGGGGAGGUACCGCGUCAUGCCGCGCGACGCAUUCUUCCGGAAGGGUGUCGCCGGGGACUGGGCGAACCACAUGACGCCGGAGAUGGCGGCGCGGCUGGACGAGAUCUUCCGUGAGAAGAUCCGAGGAACGGGGCUCGCCUUCCCGUGA
Messenger RNA from Miscanthus lutarioriparius, 1017 nucleotides. Lineage: Eukaryota; Viridiplantae; Streptophyta; Magnoliopsida; Poales; Poaceae. The record is from the annotation of a GenBank genome assembly.